AUGCCGAGAGAGAGAAAGAGUCGAGUUGAAUUCCACAUUGCCUUACGUCGCUCGGAAGAUGACGAGGAAAAGGCUAUUGAUGAGAUGAAGAAACUUGUUAAGAUGCACGAUAAUUUGCUGGAAGUUUCUGGAAAAAUUGAGGAAGUCUUCACAGGAAUAUUAUUCAUCGACCUCUUUGGAAUUAUAGGGAUGAUGUGUUCGUUGGCAUUCUUAGCAUUCGCUGGAAUCGGUUGGCUAUUUUUUACAAAAUAUUUUAUGAUGUUCCUGGCUGCAUCUUGGAAUGCAUUUAAUCACUGUUAUUAUGGAAACCGUUUGAGCGAUGCAUCAGUAGAAGUUGCUGAUGAUGUGUACGGCAGCAGCUGGUUCAAUGGAAAGCUUAAGUACCGAAAGUUGACUGUAUUUGUCAUGCUUCGAGCUCAGAACAAGGUUCAAUUAACUGGAUUAAGUUUCUUGAAUGCAAAUUUAGAAACGUUUCACUGGGUGAAGAAGCAGAAUUAA
Chironomus riparius is the source of this 498-nucleotide messenger RNA. The record is from the annotation of a GenBank genome assembly. NCBI's taxonomy places the organism in Eukaryota, Metazoa, Arthropoda, Insecta, Diptera, Chironomidae.